Rubroshorea leprosula is the source of this 621-nucleotide messenger RNA. Lineage: Eukaryota; Viridiplantae; Streptophyta; Magnoliopsida; Malvales; Dipterocarpaceae. The record is from the annotation of a GenBank genome assembly.
AUUUCAUUUACUUGUUCAAUGCCUAGCUCCAGCAGCUCUCACACUUCAGCGCCGGUGGAAUUUGGAAGACAAGAGUAUGAUUACAAGGGGCCAAGUCGGUUUUGCUUUUGUGGUUUGAAGGCUCCGAGGAUCAUGUCUUGGAGCGAAAAGAAUCCUGGUCGAAGGUUUUUUGGAUGCCCAAUCUAUGAUCCCAUGAAUAAAAAGCGACAGUGUAAGUAUUUUGUGUGGUAUGAUCAAGAUUUCCCUUUUAGGGCUAAGAAGGUUAUCUCGUGGCUGCACAACAAUAAGACAGAAUUGGAAACUGAUUUGGAUGAUGCAAGGGAAAGGAUCAAAGCUCUUAGGAAUGUUUUGAAGCGUUAUGAAGAAAAAGGAGAGCAACCGAUUGAGGCAUUGGAGAAGAAAGUUAAUGAUUUGCAGAUGUUGGCAACAAUGACAAUGGUGUAUGCUGCGAAGCUAGAGAAAUGGAAGAAAUGUGGUCAAAUAUCUUUGGUCGAGGCUGUUUUCCUUGCUAUUCUACUUGCUUUUUUCUUGUUUAGGAGUUGGGUUCUACUUGUUGAUGGGAACAGGGGUUUCAAAAGGCUUGGAAAUUAAGAAACUAGGCAAAUGGGGAUAGUUUUGUUU